UAUUUUGAUGAACGUGAACUUGAAUUGCUUUUAUGUGGAAUGCAAAAUAUUGAUGUAGAUGAUUGGCAGCGAAAUACUGUUUAUCGACAUUAUGCUCCACAAAGUAAACAAAUUCAGUGGUUCUGGCAAUUUGUUCGAUCUUUGGAUCAAGAAAAACAUUCCAAAUUGUUACAAUUUGUUACAGGGACAUGUCGUGUGCCUGUUGGCGGUUUUGCUGAAUUAAUUGGUUCAAAUGGCCCUCAAUUAUUUUGUAUUGAAAGGGUGGGAAAAGAGG
This is a messenger RNA of Meloidogyne enterolobii, 274 nucleotides long. The record is from the annotation of a GenBank genome assembly. Lineage: Eukaryota; Metazoa; Nematoda; Chromadorea; Rhabditida; Meloidogynidae.